Messenger RNA from Caenorhabditis elegans, 1305 nucleotides. It is a transcript of the gene ZK809.8, whose product is annotated as Cardiac phospholamban. The transcript has 3 exons. NCBI's taxonomy places the organism in Eukaryota, Metazoa, Nematoda, Chromadorea, Rhabditida, Rhabditidae. The record is from RefSeq and is marked reviewed. Bases 280 to 474 code for a protein of 64 amino acids.
UGGUUGAGUCAUUUUGACUCGGUCCUAUCUGAAAAUUUAUCCUUUUUAUCUUUCUUUUCCACAUUCUCAUUAUAAGUCAAUUUCUAUUUACCUUAUCUAUCUGAUCAGUACGUAUCAAUAUCAACAUUCAAUAUCAAGUACCUCAAACAGCUAGACACCGCCUCCUCACCUAUAUUUCUAAACUCUUAGUUCUUCGCAACUUACUGGUCUCUGAUUCAGGAAUUAUUUAGCGCUUAUUUCAAUUUAUUUGUACUUUUUUUUUGGAAAAAAACACGAAAAAUGAUGAAGUCAACUACAGAUCGAAAAAUGGUGAACUCCCGUAAGCAUUCAAUCGUCGAGGCCGCCGAGGCUCAUUUCGACAAGAAUACGCUUAUUCUCAUCGUCAACGUCGUCAUUCUUCUGUGUCUUAUCUCUCUUCUCUACAUGGUUGCCACGUCUGCAAUGGCUGCAAGUGGAUCACACAACGAGCACUAAACAUAAAUAUAUCAAACAAUGCAUUAUCAGUUUAUCAACUCGUUCUAGAUUUUUUUUUGUAACCGGUAUUUCGACAAAACUCUUCAUUCAACCCGUUUUCUUUGCUCUCCUUCAUUUCUCAUCAAUUUCUCAAUGCAAUUUGUACAACUACUAUUCAAUCAGAAUCGGAUUCUUCAACUUUUUCGCCAAGAACUCCAUUGGCUCAGCAUUUUCUGAGCACAAUGGACACGUCAUGUUUCGUGACGUGGCAAUACACGUAUAACAUGCCACGUGUCCACACUUCUGCCCAACCAUAGGAAUUACUGACGGCUUGUCACACACAACACAUUCAAUAUCAGAUGAUCCUAUCGAAGAUGUGAAUUUUCGAUCCAAUUUCUGUUUUUUGACAAUUCGUUGGCGGGCUUUUUCAAUGAAUGGGUAUGUGAGGAGGAUGACGUCACGAAACGCGUGCCACAUAAGUUCCCGAUUCUGAGUGUCGUAGUUGAUCGAAGCUGUAAUUUUUUUUUGAUUUUUUUGAUUAUUUUAAUAUUGUCAUCAGAACUGAAUCUGAACAUUUCAUGUUUUCGAAACGUCAUUUUUGAUACUGUAUUAUAAUUCUGAAUCUCGAUUUUCUUACCCUGCAAUGUAUUUUAUAUUUUUCAUUUUUCUCAAAAAUUCUUCCUUUCAGUAUCUAAUCUUCAAACUAAUUGUAAUCUCUAAACCUAUUUUUCCUCGACUCUGUCAGUAAAUCUUUCUCUUCUUCUCUUUCUUGAAGUGAUAAGAUGAACACAAGUCUAUUACACAACACAUUUUUUGGAGAAGAAGGAUGAGAUCGAAAACAAGGAAAACUGA